This is a messenger RNA of Symbiodinium necroappetens, 1016 nucleotides long. The record is from the annotation of a GenBank genome assembly. Lineage: Eukaryota; Dinophyceae; Suessiales; Symbiodiniaceae.
GCAUCGCUCUGUUUGCCUGGAUCCUUGGCGUGCUGGGUGCCGGGGCGAUCAUCCUUGGCUUUGCCCUGGAUUUGGGCCGGGAGGUCAUCUACGUCGGACUCUUUGGAUAUAUUAUCUACCUUGUGGAGCUCUGCCAGAGCAAGGCUUGCAGAUAUCUGGCGAAUGUGCAGAGCGAGGAGGAUUUCGUCAGCUACAUCGACACUCUCCAGAAAGCCGCCCCGAUCCUUACCUUCAGCAUUCAGAACUAUCACUACGAGAACGUCUCAACCUAUAACGCGUCCCAGAAGAAGUGGACGACCAAAUCGGAGAGAAAGAACACGCACACUGCGACGGCCCGCUUUCCGAUUGCCAGCAUGACUGAUGAGACUUUAUCUCCUGCUCAGACAGUGGCGAUGUUCCACUUGUUGCACCAUAGCGCAAGCAGUGAAGACACUGGCAUGCUGCACGAGACUGUGAUUCGUGUGGAAGGCACUGGUGAGAAGCGCCUACUUCUGACUUGCGAGUUCCCUCUCACCUUCCUGCCGCGUGACACAGAGACCGCCACGGCUCUUGCAAGAUUCAAGGAAGAUUUCUACCGCUCCAACACCACGGACAAGUAUCAAGACAAGUCUGAGAAACAGACACUGACCUGCGCUCAUGCAAACCAUGCGAUGGUCGUGCUGAGCUCGGAAGGGCAGGGCGUCACGGAAAGACCUUGGUGGAUGCGCACUCCAUGGCUCGUCGUCUUUACCCUUCUGCUGAUGGGCCUGCCGUUUCGCUGUUUCCUGUAUCGACGUGCGCAGAAGGUGGUAUGGCAUGUGCGGAAGCACUUCUCCAUCUUUGCUGCCCCCACUGCCGCGGCACCGAUGCACUCGUUGAAGCGCUCCUGUGACCCAGCUGUCGCCCGAGUCGGACGCCUGGAUCCAAAUGUCCGCAUCGAGUUCGCUAGAGAAGGCCAGUCUGGCGUUGAAAGGGCUUCACAGCGCUUUUUUUUUCUAAGGGGUUUGGCGUUUGUUCGGUUUUAUAGGUUUUCAUGA